Vespula pensylvanica (western yellowjacket) is the source of this 1904-nucleotide messenger RNA. RefSeq names its product tRNA (guanine-N(7)-)-methyltransferase. Gene Ontology annotation, cellular component: tRNA methyltransferase complex. Gene Ontology annotation, biological process: tRNA methylation; RNA (guanine-N7)-methylation. Gene Ontology annotation, molecular function: tRNA (guanine(46)-N7)-methyltransferase activity. The transcript has 6 exons. The record is from RefSeq and is a predicted model, not a curated record. The coding region runs from base 230 to 871 and encodes 213 amino acids. NCBI's taxonomy places the organism in Eukaryota, Metazoa, Arthropoda, Insecta, Hymenoptera, Vespidae.
CUUCUAUCAGCUGAUUUUUCCUUCCUAAUCUCUGCUGCACGUGUCUCCUUUCAUAAUGUAGUGUAUCGCGCGAAUCUCUCAAUGAUCAUGAACGUUACGCUACUUUGUAGCGUACAAUUUUUGUUCUAAUAUUUUUCUUAUUAUAUUUUUUAAAGAAGUAUUCGUGGUUUGUAAAUAAAUACUGUCUCAAUCCUUUAAAAAGUUACAAUUAAUACAUACAGUAUUCAGUAUGUCAACGUCAGUCUCGUUACCACAAAAGAAAUAUUAUAGACAACGUGCUCAUUCCAAUCCUAUCGCGGAUCAUUGCAUAGAAUAUCCUAUAAAACCAGAUUUAAUGGAUUGGAGCACAUUUUUUCCUCGAUAUUUCUCUAACGAAGAAGAUGAUGAAAGAAACAAGGAUACUGUUCAAAAGCGUGUAGAAUUUGCUGAUAUUGGAUGUGGUUAUGGAGGUCUUCUUGUUACUUUAUCGCCAAUGUUCCCAAAUAAUUUAAUACUUGGUAUGGAAAUCAGAGUAAAAGUAUCGGAUUAUGUAACGGAUCGCAUAACUGCAUUACGAUCUCAAAAUCCAGGGCAAUAUGAAAAUAUAGCUUGUUUAAGGACUAAUGCUAUGAAAUAUUUACCUAACUACUUUUACAAAGGACAGCUAAAGAAGAUGUUUUUUCUAUAUCCAGACCCACAUUUUAAAAGAUCAAAACAUAAAUGGAGAAUAAUAAACAAAACUCUUCUAGCUGAAUAUGCAUAUGUGCUUGCUGAAGAUGCUAUCAUAUAUACAGUAACUGAUGUAAAAGAUUUACACGAAUGGAUGGUACAUCAUUUCGAAGAACAUCCAUUAUUUGAAAAUAUACCUGAAGAAGAAUGGGUGGAUAUAUAAUAGAAGGUUGGCUACUUAUAAAUAAUUCUGUUUUUUUAUCGCCAAAAGUGAUAGAAAGAUAUGCCUGAGUAAAUUUUAUAUUUAUUUAAAAAUAACAACCCUUUUAAACAACAAUAUUGAAAAAGUCAUAUCUUGAUACCUGAAUCGCUCUAAAUUGUUUAAAAUGAUAUUUCAAAAUAAGAGGUGUAAGAGAUUGCGGCUCUGCAAUACCAUCUGGAUUCAAACAUGAAAGUAUUUCUGAAUGAUAGAUUUGAUUUAUUUUAUGUAGAUUAGUAAUAUCCACAGUAUAUGGUAAAUAGUUAUUUGUAUAAUUAUAAAUCCAACAUAUCUAAAAGUCAAUAUUAAUUUAAAAUAUAUAUAAGAAAGUAAAAUAAUAUUUAGAAAAUCUCUUAAUAAUUAACCUGAUGUUGAGCUUUCUUAUCGCCAAAAUAAGAGUCCAAUUUUACAGUUUGUGGAUAAAGUAAAAGUUCUUUUUCAGAUCCAGAUAAAGCUUCAACUUGCAUAUACAAAAAAAUAUGGCGUUCAUGGCCAAUAUUUAAAUCCCAUUUUACUCUAGUUUUUCCCAAUAAUAAAUAACGUAAUUCUAUGUUAAUGACAAUUUUUUCUUUUGGCUUUGGGAGAGAAAAAAAAUUUAAUUAUAUUAGUUUAUAUGGAAGAAGUAUAAUUGAUCAUUUUGUUUACCUUUAUAAAUCCUGAUUGUGGAUAAAUAGAACAUACUUUCUUGUGAACACAAUCUAAUUCCAUAUAUCGAAAUGAAAGACCUCGCGAUUUACUUAUUGUUUUGCAAAAGCAUAAUUGCAUUCUUUUAAUAUUCCAUGUAGUAUUCACUGAUGUUGGAUUAGAUAUACAUAAUUUUAUACAUAUAGGAUUUUCAUGUAGUAUCAUUGGUGGGAAAAAUAUAUAUUGUGAUUCCUUCUCAUAUGGCAAUAUAUUUUUCAAAGUAAUAUUCAAUCUAUAUAAAGAAACGUAAGGUAACAUAAAAUCUCUUCUUUUAUAUAAUGUCUAAAUAUAAAUAUAUAAACUUAAUGCAAUA